Messenger RNA from Sinocyclocheilus grahami, 2427 nucleotides. Its product is annotated as E3 ubiquitin-protein ligase HECTD3-like. NCBI's taxonomy places the organism in Eukaryota, Metazoa, Chordata, Actinopteri, Cypriniformes, Cyprinidae. The transcript has 19 exons. The record is from RefSeq and is a predicted model, not a curated record. The coding region runs from base 292 to 2427 and encodes 711 amino acids. Gene Ontology annotation, molecular function: ubiquitin-protein transferase activity. Gene Ontology annotation, biological process: proteasome-mediated ubiquitin-dependent protein catabolic process.
AGUAAACACACAUGGGCGGAUAUCGCCCUUUAGACCGGUGGAGGAGAUACAUAGCUGUCUUGACAGAUGCCACUAUCCGAGAGAAAGCUCUGACGGGAGUAACAAUGCUCAGCUGUAUCUAGACCUUUUGUCGUACGGUUCGUUUAUUACACCGGAUCUCAGUAAAAGUGGACAAACCGGGAAAGCACAUGUGAGGGUAAUGCUCGCUGACGGCCGAACUGCUACAGUGUUGGUGUUGACAUCCUCAGCUAACGUUAGCUCUCGGCUAGCGCACUCAAACUUGAGGAGGAGAUGUCUCCAGACGACAACCCUCACACCCUCCUGGGAAGGAUACGGUUUUUAAACAAGUGCAGUGAGUGUUUCCGAAAAAGUGAAGCUCUGCCGGAGUCCCUGUGUUACGUGCCGAAAGAGGUUUGCUACAAAAUCUGUAAGGACUCGUCGUCGGGCUCCGCUUCCGCGUCUUCGUCAACAGCUGGCAACUCAGGAGGCAAGAGUGUGGUGUCGGUGUGGGAAAGCCCACAUCAGGCUCCACACAAGAAAUUAUGCAAGUGUAACAUCGAACCCAAAAAAGGCACAUGUAUACGGACAACAGGGGAAGAGUACUGCAACAGCCACGGCCUGUGGGUCAAAAUAAGCAAGGAGCAGCUGGAGGAGUAUCGUGCUGGUCUGGCUCUGGACAUAGAGGAGGGCUGGAUCCUGGUGUGUAAACACACAGAAGGUGGAGACAGGCUUGUGCCGGUGGAAUCUCCCGACACUGUCAGCCGCCAGCAGCAGCUGUUUGGUUAUGACCACAAGCCAUGUAGCAGGUGGGAGCAGGUGAUGGAUGUGGAAAACUCCUUACACAUGGGUGCCAAACCCAAGGUGGCAGAGCCGGACGAGGUCGCUGUUCGCAAACUGAGGUAUGUACCUCCUACAUGGACGUUUGAAUGUGAUGAGGACCUAGUACACUACUUCUAUGACCACAUUGGGAAAGAAGAUGAAAACCUUGGCAGCGUGAAGCAAUGCGUGACCAGCAUUGAUGUGUCUUCUAGUUCGGAGGACCCCAGUGGUGGCGCAAGCUGCCUGACAGAUGGAGACACUGAGACAUUCUGGGAGAGUGAUGGCAUGCAGGGACAGCACUGGAUCCGGCUGCACAUGAAGAGAGGCACUGUGGUCAACAAACUGAUAUUAACAGUGGACUCGACAGAUGAUAACUACAUGCCCAAAAGAGUGACUGUAUAUGGUGGAGAGGGAGAUAAUCUCAAGAAAUACAGUGAUGUAUCAAUAGAUGACAACUUAAUUGGAGAGGUUUGUGUUCUGGAGGACAUGACAUCACAUUUGCCUGUCAUAGAGAUAAGGAUUGAGGAAUGCAGAGAUGAGGGAAUCGAUGUACGGAUCAGGAGUCUAAAGAUCAAAUCGUCCUGCGAGCGUGACUUGGGCCUGAAUGCAGACGUAUUCCAGUCUCCCAACUUAGUGCGCUACCCGAGGUUGGAGGGCACACCCCCUGAUGUCCUCUAUCGACGCGCAUUGGUCAUUCAGAGGUUUAUCACACUCCUGGACAGUCUGUUGCCUCAUAUGGUGCCUGCUUGGGACUACAGCCUUGGAACAUUCAACCAGAUCAAAGUUUAUCACACUCCUGGACAGUCUGUUGCCUCAUAUGGUGCCUGCUUGGGACUACAGCCUUGGAACAUUCAACCAGAUCAAAUGUUACCAUAUUCUUUAUUGUUUAUGCAGGUGUAUGAGGGUCUGAAGCCAUCUGACAAGUAUGAAAAGACUCUGGACUACAGGUGGCCAGCACGAUAUGACCAAUGGUGGGAGUGUAAAUUCAUUGCAGAAGGCAUCAUCGAUCAAGGUGGUGGUUUUCGAGACAGCCUGGCAGACAUGUCUGAAGAGCUUUGUCCCAGCUCAUCAGAGUGCCCCAUGCCACUUCCAUUCUUCACACGAACUUCUAACCAGGGGGCUGGAGAGGCCAGAGACUUCUAUGUGCCAAAUCCUUCAUGCCGAGAAUUCCACAAGUUUGAGUGGAUUGGGCAACUAAUGGGUGCAGCUCUUCGCGGAAAAGACUUUCUGGUUCUGGCUUUACCAGGGCUGGUGUGGAAGCAGCUGAUUGGAGAAGCAGUCAGCUGGACUAAAGACUUUCCUGCUGUAGAUUCAGUGCUUGUGAAGUUGUUGGAGGCUAUGGAGCAUAUGGACAAGGAGACAUUUGAUUUUAAGUUUGGCCAGGAGCUUGUGUACACCACACCCCUGAGUGACGGGCGGCUGGUGGAGCUGAUCCCAGGAGGCAGUGGAGUGGUGGUCCGAUAUGAAGACCGCAUGGAGUUCAUACGCCUGGUACAGAAAUCCAGACUAGAAGAGAGUAGGGAACAGAUUGCUGCCAUGCAGGCAGGACUGGUGAAAGUGGUGCCGCAAGCUGUGCUUGAUCUCCAGGGAUCUGCUCGCUCAGGUUGA